This is a messenger RNA of Fraxinus pennsylvanica, 2697 nucleotides long. NCBI's taxonomy places the organism in Eukaryota, Viridiplantae, Streptophyta, Magnoliopsida, Lamiales, Oleaceae. The record is from the annotation of a GenBank genome assembly.
AUGGUGGACCGGUGGAGCAGUGUAGUUUUUCUUUGUUCAGUAUUUCUCUUGCUGUUUGGUGCGACAUUGGGACAGCAAUUCUCAGUUCCAUUACAAGAAAGAUUUGCUCUGCUUCAACUGAGAUCUUCAUUAGGGUUGAGAGCCAGAGAAUGGCCCAUAAAAUCUGACCCGUGUACCAACUGGGUUGGUAUCCAAUGCCUGAAUGGUCGGGUCACGGGGAUCAACAUAUCUGGGUUCAGGAGGACUCGAAGGGGGAGUCAAAACCCUCAAUUCUCUGUCGAUGCCCUCCAGAAUUUGACCCUUUUAUCCUCUUUUAAUGCCUCGAAUUUUGCUCUCCCGGGGUCAAUUCCGGAAUGGUUAGGCCUGCGGCUUGGCGGGCUACGAGUGCUUGAUCUUAGGUCUUGUUUGAUUACUGGUGCUAUUCCGUUCACUCUUGGAAAUUUGACUAGUUUAACUGAACUGUAUUUAUCUGAUAACAAUCUUACUGGGAUAGUUCCAUUGAGUUUAGGUCAGUUAUCAAGCCUUGCCGUGCUUGGUCUUUCGCAGAAUUUGCUUACUGGUUUGAUUCCCGAGUCUUUUUCCUCACUGGGGAACCUUACUUUACUUGAUAUGUCUUUGAAUUUAUUGUCCGGGGCAGUUCCUCUGGGCAUUGGGACUUUGUCUAGGCUGCAGUUCUUGAAUCUUUCACAAAACAGUUUGUCUUCUUCAAUACCUGCCCAACUUGGUGAUCUUUCUAGCCUGGUUGACCUUGAUCUUGGAUUUAAUUUGCUAUCUGGUUCAGUGCCUCCAGAUUUUGGAGGGUUGAAAAACUUGCAGAGAUUGGUUAUUGGGAACAAUUUCCUGUCAGGAUUGUUGCCAGAUAAUUUGUUUCCUCCUCUGACUCAUUUGCAAUUUGUGGUUUUGAGCCAUAAUAAUUUUAGUGGUGAUUUCCCGGAUGUGCUUUGGUCCAUGCCUGAAUUGCAAUUUCUGGACGCCUCUGAAAAUAACUUCACCGGUAGACUGCCCAAUGUCAGUUUGAAAGCUAAUGCUAGUUUUGCUGUUUUUAACAUUUCUCAGAAUUUGUUUUAUGGAAGUCUUACCUCUGUGAUUAUGAGGUUCAUUUCUAUUGAUAUGUCGAGCAAUUAUUUUCAAGGUCAGGUUCCAGAUUAUGCACAGGGCAAGACAUCUCUUAGUCUCAAUUGCCUUCAAAAUAUAACAAGGCAGAGGGGUGCAGGAGAAUGUGCAUCAUUUUAUGCUGCCAGGGGUUUAGUAUUUGAUAAUUUUGGACUGCCGAACAGCACCCAACCUCCCCCUGCCAAAUCUGAAAAGAAAAGCCACAAAACAUUGAUUAUUUUAGCAGCUGUUUUGGGAGGUAUUGGAGUAAUUGCAUUACUCGUAAUAUUGAUUGUACUGCUGAUUGUAUGCAUGCGCAAGAAUGGUUCGACAAACCAAAGAGGCACUGCCACGGGCCCUAUUCCUGCAGGUGAAAGUCCUCUGCCUCCUGGAGUGUCCUUGAAUUUUUCAAGUCUAGGAGAUUCAUUUAUAUAUCAGCAGAUUCUCCAAGCCACGGCUGAAUUCAGCGAUGCAAAUCUAAUCAAGCAUGGCCAUUCUGGGGAUCUUUUCCGUGGUAUCCUUGAAGGCGGAAUCCCAAUAGUCAUCAAGAAGGUUGAUUUGCAAUCAUCAGUCAAAAAGGAAAGUUACAUGUUAGAACUGGACCUUUUUGGCAGGGUUUCUCAUCCCAGAUUGGUCCCUCUCUUAGGUCACUGCUUGGAGAAUGAGAACGAAAAGUUUCUGGUCUACAAAUAUAUGCCUAAUGGAGACCUAUCAAGUUCUUUGUUUAAGAAACCGGAUUCAGAUGACGACAGUUUACAGUCACUGGAUUGGAUAACAAGACUGAAAAUUGCAAUUGGGGCUGCUGAGGGUCUGUCUUACCUACACCAUGAGUGUACCCCUCCACUUGUUCACAGGGAUGUCCAAGCAAGCAGCAUACUCCUUGACGAUAAAUAUGAAGUACGGUUAGGAAGCUUGAGUGAGGUUUGCCCUCAAGAAGGAGACAAUCAUCAAAAUAGAAUCACAAAGUUGUUGCGACUGCCACAGACAUCAGACAAAGGUACUUCAGGUGUGCCUAAUGCAACAUGUGCUUAUGAUGUCUAUUGCUUCGGAAAGGUAUUACUUGAGCUUGUUACAGGCAAGCUCGGUAUUAGUUCCUCAACUGAUGCCACCACAAAGGAGUGGUUGGAAGCAUCCCUUCCAUACAUCAGUAUAUACGACAAGGAACUCGUCACAAACAUUGUCGACCCGUCAUUAAUUAUAGAUGAGGAUCUUCUUGAGGAAGUGUGGGCAAUGGCAAUUGUUGCUAGGUCUUGCCUUAAUCCCAAGCCUACGAGGCGGCCUCUAAUGAGAUAUAUUCUUAAAGCUUUGGAAAAUCCUUUGAAGGUGGUGCGGGAAGAAAACUCAGGUUCUGCACGGCUUAGAACAACAUCUUCCCGAGGAUCGUGGAAUGCCGCUUUAUUUGGCAGCUGGCGGCACAGCUCUUCCGAUGUGGCGGCUGUGCCAGCUGCCCCUUCUAACAAAGUGGAAGGAACAAGUAGUUUUAAACAGUCGGGAACUACAGGUUCCCAGGGAAGUGGUCAUAACGGUGAUGGGAAUGGUCAUUCGUCAUCAACUAGACGGUAUUCCAAGGAGAUUUUCCCCGACCCUAUGGAUGACGGGACGUAG